AAGAGUAUAAAUAUCAAGCAGCCUCACCCAGUCAAGUUCAGAGAAAGAUUACCAGGAAAAAGCAAGAUGGAUCUCCUCCCUGGCUUUUCCAUUGAGACGUGGUCCUUGCUCGUAGCUCUGCUGGGACUUCUCAUGCUGUAUGGAAUCUGGCCCUAUCGUGUGUUCUGGAAACUGGGGGUUCCCGGCCCGACCCCACUACCUUUCAUUGGAACUUUAUGGCAAUUCAGUAAAGGUUUUGUGAAGUUCGAUACCAUGUGCUAUGAGAAAUACGGAAAAGUCUGGGGGAUCUAUGAUGGCCGACAGCCUGUGCUCGCCGUGAUGGAUCCCCAGAUUAUUAAAACGGUUCUAGUGAAAGAAUGCUACACCAACUUUACCAACCGCCGGGUGUUUGGUGCAGCUGGAAUAUUGAGGUCAGCAGUCUCUGUAGUCCAGGACGAACAUUGGAAGAAUCUACGGACUUUGCUCUCUCCAACAUUCACCAGUGGGAAGCUGAAGGAGAUGUUUCCCAUCAUAAAACAUUACGGAGAGGUUUUUGCGCAACAUGUUCAGAAGAAAGUGGAAAGGGAUGAGCCCAUGGUGAUGAAAGACAUCUUCGGGCCCUACAGCAUAGAUGUGGUCACCAGCACUUCUUUCGGGGUGGAAGUCAACUCCAUGGAAAACUCGAAUGACUAUUUUAUCAAGGAGAUGAAGGAAUUCACCAAGCCUUUUCAGUCUCUCAGUGUAAAGUUCGCUCUGAUGUUGACAUUCCCUUUCCUUGUCCCUGUCUUUAAUGCCUUGAAUAUACAGCUGUUUCCCAAAGAUUCGGUGGAUUUCUUCAUAAAAUCCUUUGAGAAAAUCAAGGCAGCUCGCUUGAAAGAAGGCCAAGCGAGCCGAGUCGACUUCCUGCAGCUGAUGAUGAACUCCCAAGUUUCCAAGGGCAGCCCCCAGAGCAAUGGGGUCAACCAUGGACACAAAGGCUUGACCGAUGAGGAAAUCCUUGCCCAAUCCAUCAUGUUUGUCUUCGCUGGCUACGAACCCACCAGUAACGCCCUCAAUUUCUUGGCCUACGCUUUAGCCACUCACCCGGAUGUUCAACAGAAAGUUCAAGAUGAGAUAGACUCUGUUCUACCUAACAAGGCCCCCCUGACAUAUGAUGCUAUCAUGCAGUUGGAGUAUCUUGACAUGGUGAUGAGUGAGUCACAAAGACUUUACCCCUUAGGAGGACGGAUUGAAAGGGUCAGCAAGAAAGAUGUUGAGAUCAAUGGGGUGACCAUUCCAAAAGGCGCAGUGGUGAUGACCUCGCCCUAUCUUCUCCAACGGGAUCCAGAAUUCUGGCCAGAACCGGAAGAGUUCAGACCAGAAAGGUUCAGCAAAGAGAACAAAGACAAAAUCGACCCUUACACAUUCCUGCCCUUUGGAGCUGGGCCACGGAACUGCAUUGGGAUGAGGUUUGCACAAGUAACCAUGAAGGUGGCCAUCACAGUCCUCCUCCAGCGCUUCUCCUUCAGAGUCUGCAAAGAAACUCCGAUUCCUCUCAAGAUGAAGAAUAGUCCAUUUUUAACACCGGAGAAGCCCAUCGUUUUGAAGUUAGUCCCACGAGAUGCUUCCUAAGAAAGGCCACCAUGUGUCUCAAGCUAUGUGACCCCUUGCCAGCUCAGCAGCAGAUGUGGGAUACAGACUUUGUUCAUAGUCAGAAUCUCACCCAGACAGCUGUGCAUUCUGAAGACAAUGGCUAGAUCUACCCAGAGAGCUGGACUCUCCGAUCCAAUUCUUGGAUUCUAAAUCCAAUCGAUACACCAUGCAUUAAUAAAAUAAAUACAAAAACACAAA
This is a messenger RNA of Pogona vitticeps (central bearded dragon), 1809 nucleotides long. Lineage: Eukaryota; Metazoa; Chordata; Lepidosauria; Squamata; Agamidae. The record is from RefSeq and is a predicted model, not a curated record.